UUGACUUGUGAAGGAGGUCACAUUUUCACCCACAGCAACAGGACAGAAUGCUAAACACUGAGUCGUUAACCAAAAAGUCCCCCGAACCCAGUCUUUACUGCACCAUGAGCGCCUGUAGCUCUACUUCUGCCUUUGAGUUUGUUUUUCCAGAGAAGAUCAGUGAAAGUGCUGAGAGUUUGUGGAGUCUCAUCACCCAGAGUCACCUCAGAUUAAUAAACCUGCAGAGAGAGACAGAACGGGAGAUUUCACACGUCAGUCAACAAUUGACGUCAGUGCAACUGCAGAAAAAGGUCCUGAAUUGUGAGACAGCAGGCUCAGAGAGUCUACAGACUGACGCUGAACAUUUGCAGAGAAACGUAACCUCGGAGAUCAGCACUUGCUUUUGUGGGAGCAAGCGUGACCCACAGAAGUGUUUUGUGGGUAAAGCGGCCCACGCAGAGCAGCUUCAGUUUCGUGAGCAGGCUCUCGUCGCCCUGCUGAGCAUGCUCGGGGAAAACAUCCAGAGAUACAGAGAGGAAAGCAAUAAACUUGACCACCUGACCGAAAAACUGAGUAACGGGAUGCCAGGAAAGCGUCAGCUGGACGCUAGUAUGGAAGCAGACAGCAAAGACAUGUGUAGCUUGAAAAACACUGCCAUACUUUCAAAUGGACAUGUCGCCGUAACAACCAAGAACAUGGAGGACGAGAAGAAGAACUGGAGAGCCAAUAUGAAGGCAUCAUUGAUGCAUGUGACUAAUCUUACACGAUCAGGAAGUGUGAAAAACCUCAUCCACAAGUUCUCCACUUCUGAAAGCAGUGGGCACAUUACACCUAAUGUUUCUCCAUCACAGCAAGGAAGAGAUGGAACAGGAAACACAAGAGAGAGCGACUUUCCUGCUGUAACAGUAACGCCUCCUUCUGGAGAGUCAAACAAUGUUUGCAAUGGUCCCAAUACACACUCACACUCUGGCCGGCUUGAUCAAGAGAAUGGACCAACAAGCCCUGAGUCUGAGGAGGAGCCACUUACCCCUAAAGCGAUCCACAGCCCAAAGUACCAGAUGUUCCUAGGUGCCGAUCCGAUCCGAAACGGCGCUAGCGGACCAGGUGGACCCACUGAUACCAGCACCAGUACCAAUGGAACUCUUUCCAAAUCUAAUUUGUCCCAUUGGAAAUCAAUGGAGUCACUGACUGUGAGAGACUGGGACAGUGCUCCCAACAGGACUGUCAGUGGUGAAGUACCUCCCAGAGUUUUUAACAGCCCCUACUCAACCAUCUCACUGGACUACAACCCUGUAUGCCGAAUGUCAGAAUACAAGAUGCCGGAGAGGAGGUCUCCAACAACAUCUGAGAUGAAUUUAUUCACUUUAAACCGAAGCUCAAGUCCUGUGAGCCCCAUUAACGCUCCCCGUGCACGAUACUCUGUCUACGACACUCUCAGCCGAAGACAAGUGCAACAAGCCCCUCCAUCACAAUUCUUGCUGAGGAACAGUUUGCCCAGCAAACGGGAUUACAUUGAAGAGCUGACCAGACAGCUGGAAGAAUGUCAGAGAAGAAACCAGUUUCUGGAGGCAGAGAGCAUUGAGCUGGAGAAGGAAAGGACCCAAAUUCGUUUUGAGAUGCGAAAUUUGCUGGUGAAUAAUGAGGAUCUGCUACGUAUGAACACACAGCUCCAGACAGAACUGAAGAGGAUGAGAGAUAGGAUUGUUGAACUUGAGAGCGACAACAAUGUGAUGGUGGAGCGCUUCAAGCAGAUUGAUGUGGAACUGAAAGAGGCUCGAGAGGUUAUGGUGGAAGCAAACACUCAGGAAUACGCCUUUAACUUCCUGCAACAGUCACUCAAAAACAAAAUACAAGAUGCAGAGGAGGCUCUGGAGAAGCAGACCCAGCAUGCACAGGAGCUGUCUGAGAAACUGUGGCUAGCUGAGAGGAAUCUGGAGGAGAUGGAGAUUGAAAAAGAAGCCAAGGGAAAGAAAGCAGCAGAGCUCAACAGCACUGCAGAUAGACUGGAGACUGAGCUGGCAGAGGCUCUGCAGCAGGCAUCUCAAUCGAAUGCUGAGUUGAGUCUACAGCAGAAACUCAGAGUAGAUGCACAGCUGAGAGUGGAGGAGCUGGAGGAGUGUGUCCUGGAGAAAGAGCAGGAGAUUAUGCGCUUUCAGCAGAUCAUCAGCCGACUACAGGGAGAGGUCACAGAUAAGCUGAUGGAUAAGGAGCAGUCUCUAGAGGAUGAGAUCCAACUGAGGGAGAAAAUUCAGCUUCAGUGUAAACAGGCUGAGAGAGCAGUGGAGGAUUUACAAAUGGAGCUGAACACACUCAAACAGACCAGAGACGAUCUGAGCAAACAACUCAAACAGACACAGGAAAAGGUGAUUGAUCUGGAAACCGACCUGGAGGAGUUGCAGGAGAAUGAGCAAAGGCUCAUCACCAAACACAAGAGAGCAGUGGAACAGUUUGAACAGAUGCAGGUGAAACUGAUACAUGAGAAGGACCUUAAUGAUAAACUAGAGUGUGAGAAAGUGAUCCUGGAGAGACAGGUUCGAGAGCUACGGGGUGAAAUCGAGGAGCUGCAGAAUAACAGAGUUCAAGAACAUGUGAUCACUAAAGCAGAAACCAGAGCUAAAGAACUGGAGAAUAUGCUGAGAAUGGAGGAGAGAAGUAAAGUGGUGCUGAACAACACCAUCAGUAAGCUGGAGAGGAAAAUUAAUGAAUUGAGUGAGCAGAUGGAGGAGGAGCACAAGAUUAACAAUGAGCAGAAAGACCUGAUGACUCAGAGAAUGAGAUCUCUGAAGAGGCAGCUGAACGAGGCAGAAGAGGAGGCGAGUCGCCGCGAGGCUCAGCUCAGAUACACACAGCGAGAGUUAGCAGAGGAGAGAGAGUCCAGUGCUCGAUUACAGAAACAGCUGCUCGACCUGCAGCUACAGAUGAAGAGAAAGGAGUCAGUAUUGAUGAGGCAAACUCUGGAUAACUAUACCUUAAAGCUGGACUUGUCUGAUGAUGAAGAGGAGGAAGAAGAAAAGAAGCCUGCAGAGACCAUUUCAGCCCAGAACUGAGAGCGAGAACUAACUGGUGAAUGUAUAGAGAUAGUGAAUGUAGGAUAAAUAUAAGUUGCAAAAACAUUUACAGCAUUACAACAAAACUCCAACAAAACAAAUGUUUAACUUUUUUUUUUUUUUUUGAAAGAGGCACUUUUAAUAUUUGUGUCACUAACUUUAAUACCUGGGAUCUAACCAAUCUUUAUUCCUGGGAAAGGAAGCUUCUGUUUGUUGAUGGGUUAUUUUUAUAAUAGACCUUUACAUGGACAUUGUUUUAAGUCCAGAUAAUAAGCUUAACACUGUCUGCUAAAUGUUUUGCAGGGUUUAGAGGUAAAUAUGUUCUUGCUGCCAAACAUGUCACACAAAGUGAUCUUCAUAGAGCAAUGUGCAUGCCAUGCACUGUCUAUUUUUUAAUUGUAUAGAGGAAAGUCUUACUAUUUAACAUUUUUUCUUUCUUUUUUUCUGUCCUAAAGGUGUACAUGCUAUAAGAAUAAUGUAAAUACUUUUGCAAACAUUAACUAAUUAAUUUUUCAUUUUAGAAUAAAUUGUGUAAGGCUAGAAUGUUAAUGCUAGUGGUAAAAAAAAAAAAAAAAAAAUGAACAA
Molecule: messenger RNA, 3611 nt
Organism: Pangasianodon hypophthalmus (striped catfish)
Lineage: Eukaryota; Metazoa; Chordata; Actinopteri; Siluriformes; Pangasiidae
Product: cingulin-like protein 1
Exons: 20
Coding region: 48-3026 (992 amino acids)
Cellular component (GO): myosin complex
Source: RefSeq, a predicted model, not a curated record